This is a messenger RNA of Cucurbitaria berberidis CBS 394.84, 1161 nucleotides long. RefSeq lists its product as uncharacterized. The transcript has 2 exons. The record is from RefSeq and is a predicted model, not a curated record. Bases 186 to 1052 code for a protein of 288 amino acids. NCBI's taxonomy places the organism in Eukaryota, Fungi, Ascomycota, Dothideomycetes, Pleosporales, Cucurbitariaceae.
AGGAAAUUCGGAAAUAGUAGUAAUCGAGGUGCAUUGAUACGACAACACCGAGGAAGUUAAAACUAGGCCAAGCAAGAGUCGGAAGUGAGGAAUCACCAGGCGAGACUUUCCGCAACAUCGCGAUACCAACAAAUACCUGUACACCUGAGUACUCAAGUACGUACUCGAGGCUGUAGCUCUUCGUCAUGGCACCAGGACUCGACAUAACGUUGCUCCGACAAGACAAUACCACCGUCAUACACCUGGCCGGCCAACCCUCAAAGACACCAGAAUUCGGCAUUACCGAGCUCUCUCCAACACCGCCAGAGAUCAACCAAGACCUCCCUCUACAGAGCACAUUCGUCCUCAAUCCCACCUUCAUAACCCAAGAAUUCGACCUGCUCCGUUUCGAAGCCGCAGCAUCAGGCCAACUCCCCACCGGCCCCAACAUCACCACCACCCCAGACCUAAAAUCCCACACCGAAGAAGAAGAAAGGACAAAUUCAGCCUCACCAGCUUACUCUACUCUCCUGAUUUCCUCACCCUACAACAACCCAGGCCACUACCUCGACCUCUCCGUUCUCCCCACGCCCUCCCUCCUCUUCGCCAAAGCCCUCACAGCGCUCAAACCCACGAGGCCAGACUACGCAACAGCGCCGUACACAGAGGCAUUGAACUUCCCCGCGGUCCUAGCUGUGUUGAGGGAUCUAGCCCGCAAGCAAGGCGUCCAGUGGCCAUCGACAAGCUUCUACGUCGUCACCUUCCGGUCCCAGCUGAAAGACGGCAUCGACAACGACUGGCUGUAUAAACUCGAUUACGAAUCUCACCGUGAAGCGUGCGAGUCUGGUGGUCUGCUGAAGUACUGGUUUGGCAAGUCGAAUGGGGAGAGGCGGAAUCUAGCGACUUGCUUCUGGCACUCGCGCGAAGACGCGUAUAAAGGCGGUCUGGGCCCGUGGCAUAAGAAGGCGCGUGCGGCGGGACGCGAGCUGUACGAGCAGAUUGUGUUUUCCACACAUCGCCUUACCCUGCUCGAUGGAGCUGAGGACUAUCGCUUCGAGGACUGGAGCGAGUGAGCGGAUGAUUGAGUCUGAAAGAGGUGUGUACAAGGAGCACAAAAAUACACUUAAAAGGCGGCAUACUGUGUGCAUUUCAAUGCGGUAUUAUAUAUCAAAAGCAUCCGGU